AUGGAGAAGGUGUUUUCUGGGCCUGUGUCUGAGCUUUGGGAUGUACUUUUGUGUGUGCCUGAGAGGAUUAGGAUUAAGGUGAGUAGGGGCCUGAUUGAGGAGCUGGCGGGUCUGGCUAAGAACCACUUUAGAGGCACUUGUCUUGAGAAGGUGAAGGAAAAGCUUGAAUCUUUGAGUAGGUUGAAUGAAAGGAAAGAUGUCCUCGACACCGUUGAUGGGGCGCAAAGGGCCGUGGAUAGCAUAAUCAGGUCUCUUAGUUGGAGUGAUGGAACAGCAGGAUUGGAAGAGGCUGAUUUGAAUGAUGUCUUUCCCUUAGUAACAAAGAGUUGUUCGAUUGUGGAUUCUAUUGAAUAUCUUUCAGAGGGCAUCCGUGAGGGAAGUGUAUGUACCGGGGACUUUGAGACGAAGAGGCUUAUCCUAACAUCGACGGAGAGGGUUUUGGAGGCGUAUAGGAGCUUUUUUGAGAGUCUUCUGAAAGAUAAAAAUCUAGUGGGCAGAUUGGAUUUGGUCGAGAGAGAAGGAUUCAUUGAGUUUCCCAACUUGGUUUCCGAUAAGUGCAAUGGUGUUCUCGAGUAUCUUAAGGAGAAAAGAGACAAACUGCCAGAGUGGAUUGAUGAGUUGGAUGUUUCACAGGUGGCGAGAGAUAGGCUUAAGAAGUUUGAAGAAUGUAGCAACGCUGUGAGCGGUCCUAUAAGGAAGCUCCUGUGUGGAUGCCGUAGGGCUGGUAAGUCGAAGUACAAAUUUACUAUUGCUGGGGAUUUAUUAGACUUAGUUUUAGAUCUUAAAGAUAAAUUAGCAGGGGUUGAUCCCGAUAUAUUCGAGUGUUCUGUGGAAGGUAUAUUAGGUGGUAUUCAGUGGCAGGCACCUUCUGGGUUGUUUGAGGGAGAUUUUGCGGAGAAGAAAGGAACGGGAGCAGGGACUGCGAUUAGGGAUCUGUAUGCCAUCUUUGCUGUUGUGUUGUGUGUCCAUUUUAUUCUGUGUGAGAGUAUCAAGGAGGACAGACUUGCCAGGGCAUGGAGCACGGGAUUGUAUUCUGUUUCUGCGGGUGGGGCAAUGGUAUAUCUACUAUGGGUUGUCGGACGGGACUAUUCACGUGACGGGAUGUCGGGGAUGGACGGCGAUUGCAGGUAUGGUGCCAGUGGCUGUUGGACUUGUCCAUGGGGGUUUGGAAGGAGCGGUGUGCAGAGUGCAACGAUGAUGGGGAUAGGUUUUGUGACGUUGUGGGCACAGUACUUUGCAGGCAAGGGAAUGGGGUAG
Molecule: messenger RNA, 1257 nt
Organism: Encephalitozoon hellem ATCC 50504
Lineage: Eukaryota; Fungi; Microsporidia; Unikaryonidae
Exons: 1
Coding region: 1-1257 (418 amino acids)
Source: RefSeq, a predicted model, not a curated record